CCCUCAUGCCCAGAGACACACAGGCCAACAUAAGGAGCUCGCGCUUUGCCUCUUCAAAAUAAUCACAACAGGCCCAACGCUGAAGAUGUUAACUGGAAAGAGACUUGUUGUUCCUGUCAUACCUCAGCAGUUCAGAAGACCCGAGGCGGCAGAAAGGAAGAAUUUAACCUGGAUGGUCCUGGCGUGUUCAAACGUUCCCAGCAUGACGAGGAGAUCCCCCUGAAGAGUUUCUGUCUGUGCAGCAGGAUGCUCAGCGUUGAUCUGGACGUGGUCCGUAAUGUUGACAGUCCUGGUGCACGUGUUCCUGGUGCUGCAUGCUGUUCAAUGUUUAGAGCCUGGAGCGCCUGUUCAUUCAGGUGCGCUGGACCUCCCAUGGCAGGAUGAGCUGUGCUGUGACUCACCUCCUGCUAAUGUUCAUGCGAAGGAAGGGAGAAGCCAAACUGAAAUAAACCUCCCACACCCUCCACUCUGCAAAUUAAAGAGCUCUACAGCAGAAUCGCAGCCUCCAAUGCCUCCAGGCGGCAGCUGUUUGGACAUACUGUGUGGAAUGGAUGAAAACUGGGCAAAUUUAACGUGUCAUCUUAAGUCCAAUGGCCAGUCGUCCAAAACCCUGAAGACCAACCAUACAGCAGUCAGCUUGCAGCAGCUCUCUCAGAACAACCGCACAGACCACCCUGCCUCUGAUCAUCAGGCUGUAUGUGAUGCAGAAGAGUCACUCGUGUGCUCAAUUCAUCUCAACUCAACAAGAGCGUUAGCUGUCCGGGUAACGGUCAACGUCUCCAGCGUUGCGGCUUCAACAGUUUUGCUCAGGGUUCCUCCCAGACCUGUCAAACCAAGUCCUCCAUUCAACCUGUCACACAUUCAGACUGUGGAGGCAGAGCUCAUUCUCAGCUGGAAAGCACCAUUAGACCUUAGUCAUGAUCUCCUGAGAUAUGAAGUUCGUUAUUUCUCACCGAAAACACUCCCACAGGUGGUGUCUGCACUUGAAAAGCCCAAUCUGUCACUGGACUUGAAACCCUCACAGAAGUACACCAUCCAGGUCCGCUGCACCACCCAAACCCAGCCUUCACUGUGGAGCGACUGGAGCCAGCCUUACCACAUCUACCUGCAAAAUGUGAGCUACAUCCCUGAAGAGGUGUUGGUGCGGCCGGGUGAGAAAGUAACGGUGUAUUGUGUGUUAAACGGCAACAGCACCAACGCAAGUAUGGCCAUGUGGUCCCUCAACGGGAUGGUGCCACUUGAUCCCAGUCUUUAUCGUCCCAUCAACGAGCGGGUCAGCCAGAUCACAUUCAAUGCCUCAAAGACUGGGAUGUAUGACGUGCUGAGGUGCACACAGAAGUGGACUAUUCCUUAUAGCCAGAUAAAUGUGGAAGGAGGUUUCAUCAACAUAACAUGUGUUACCAACGGUGACAUCGACACUAUGGACUGCAGAUGGCAGAAUGAAGAGUGGGCCGUGCUCAGAUUUCGAUCCAAGAGCGCUGAAAUGUCGUGUGAGGAGAUGAAGGAAAAAGAGAGAGGCGGCGAGGAUGUAGGUGAGAUGGGACCUGAAUGCAGUCCAAAGAAAUCUAAGGAGAAAGUCUGCUCUAUCCAUCCUUUGAAGAUCAGUUGCUACAAACUGUGGCUUGAGAUGCCGUCCAACCUGGGUCUCAUCAGGUGCAAACCUGUCUACGUGUCACCCAUAAAUCAUGUGAAGGCUAACCCUCCCACUGACGUGAUGGCGGUGAGUCGGAGCGGUGGGAUCCUCAGGGUCUCUUGGAGCCCUCCUCUUCUACCGGCUGAGGGCCUCCAGUGUCAGUUUCGGUACCACUCACUCAGCGUGAUAGAGAAGUGGAAGUUUGAGGAGCCUGUGAGGGUUCCCUGGGCAGAGGUCAAGGUGCCAGACAUGUGUCAGGUCUACGUGGUUCAAGUACGCUGCAUGCACACCAGUGGGAUCGGAUACUGGAGCGAAUGGAGUGACGCCGUCCACUCCACCAAUCAAAGCACCAGAGCUCCUGAACGUGGGCCUGAUUUCUGGAGAAUGUGUCAAGACGAUCCAUACAGAAACCAGUCUAACAUCACUCUACUAUUUGAGUCUUUCCCAAGAAAUUGGAACUCCUACUGUGUGGAUGGAUUUAUUGUCCAGCACCAGGCCUCUAACGGGUCUAUACUGAGGAAGCAGAUCAAUACGGUGUCCUCCUACAGCUUUGAGUGGAAUCGGGAUUUUCAUGUCGUGACCGUGGAGGCCUACAACAGUCUGGGGAGCUCCGUUAACAACGUCAACAUGACGCUGGAGAAACAACCUAAACGCCGCUGUGUGCAUUCAUUCCACGUUUCAGUUAUAAACAGCACCUGUGUGUCACUGUCCUGGAGCCUGUUGCAUAUCAGCUCGGUCCCCCUGUUCAUGGUGGUUCAGUGGUUCCCAACGAAGCAGCAGGACACUGAAGACUUUGGUCUGAGUGGGCAAACCUGGGCCAGACUGCCCUACACCAGUCUCCCUGCCCUUUUACGAGGAGAUUUUUUUAGCUCCAAGGAAUACGCCUUCCACUUAUAUCCUGUGUUUGCUGAUGGAGAAGGGGAACCGAUGUUUGCAUUAGUCAAGGCAGGGAAACCUCCAGCCUACUUGAUGCUGAUGUUCAUCUCCUUCCUUUGCAUUGGCGUGUUUGUGACCUUGGCUCUCUCCCAAAACCAGAUGAAAAAAAUCGUGUGGAAGGAUGUUCCAAACCCGAACAAAUGCUCAUGGGCUAAGGCGCUUGAUUUGAAAACGAUGGACAGAUUCGAGUACCUGUUCCAGCCCGCCGAAGGUCUGCAAGCUUUGUCGCUGCCCCCUGAGAAGAUCUCUAAAGUUAUUGUUGUGAACAAAGCUCUGACAGAGGCCUUGGUCCAGACCCCAAAGUCCUUGCCUCCUGAGUCUGUUGUUGCUUUGACUAAUUCCUUUCUGCCAUGUUCAGACCCAAGGACUGACCAGUUGCUGGAGUGUGAGACCGUCCUUAGAGGAGCCAUUAGUUCAGAUUCCCUGACUACUUCAAACAAAACCAAUAAUAAACUACAAGCAGUCGAUGGCUUGGGAGAGCAGGGUUCAGGAACCAGUAACAGCUCUGCCCGGUCUUCAGUGACGUACACCAAGGUCUUAGUCACCGAUGCAAAUCAGGAUCAUCCGCCUCUUCAUCUCCACUACAAAGAGGGAAGUGGGUGCAGCUCCAGCGACGAGGGAAACUUCUCAGCAAACAACUCAGACACCUCUGAAUCGUUCCCUGGUGGCCUGUGGGAACAGGACAGCUGCCGAGGUACAGAAUCUGAUGACGCAAGGCACUCCUGCUCUUACAACUCUGUAAAGGAGCUUUCCGAAACAUCAGAGCAAGAGGAUGAAGUAGACAUAAGGCAAGAGAAGCCUCUGUACUAUCUCGAAAUUGGACAUCCACCAGAUGAUGAGGAAAGCGAGGCAGAGAAGCCAAAGACUGAGCUCCUGAAAAGUGUGCAUUUGAACAGAGAAGACUGUCCUGUGGAGUUGCAUCCUCUGCUUAGCCCGGAGGAGUCGAUGGAUGCCAGCAUGCACCUGCAAGCGACAACUUGCAGCUUUGCCUCGCUGUACAUGCCUCAGUAUCGGAAGACGGAAGUAAAUCACAUCCCAGACACGUGACAGCCAAACCUCAGCUCUUAUUAAAUGGUGCACCGUUGUGUUGUGAACAGAGUCAUGCUUUGCCAUUUAAAACAGUGUUCCUACUCUGGAGAAGCCUGAAAGUUUGACAUGGAAAAUGAGUAGGAACCCUGUUACCAAAGCCAAUCAUUCGCUCUCUGUGCACGUUGUAAGCUAUAA
Molecule: messenger RNA, 3793 nt
Organism: Fundulus heteroclitus (mummichog)
Lineage: Eukaryota; Metazoa; Chordata; Actinopteri; Cyprinodontiformes; Fundulidae
Gene: lepr
Product: leptin receptor
Exons: 21
Coding region: 278-3616 (1112 amino acids)
Biological process (GO): cytokine-mediated signaling pathway; immunoglobulin mediated immune response
Cellular component (GO): external side of plasma membrane
Molecular function (GO): cytokine receptor activity; protein binding
Source: RefSeq, a predicted model, not a curated record